CAAGCAUCGAUCCUCAUAUGCCGCGUUCUAAGGUGAGGCCAACUAGACACAGUGGAAGGACACUCGAGAAACAUAGCGUUGGAUAUUGCUUCGAUAAUCAUUCCGAUUCUUCAUGCGUUGUAGAGGCUCAUCGAGCUGUCAUGCAACAGAUUAACAAGCUUAUACAACCUGUAUCAAACCUCGACAAACUGUUCGCUAGACUUGGCGCCGCAGAAGUACCCCCCUCUUCUUUCAAACAGCCACUCAGAAGUCAAAAUAUGCCUGUCGAUCGAUGGGUGUGGCGGAAUCCACUUUAGACGACCGAGAUGAAGAGAGGGUGAAAGGACGGCGUUCGACUGGUCCACACCUUGUUUCCAACCACCAGUUGGCCACUGAUAUUUCGGGAUUGAUACCAGGAACCAUACGUUCUUCCCAAAACGAUCUAAUCUCGGAGCAUCUUUGCUUCUCGGACAGAGAUUCUCUUGAGAGCUCGAGGAAAGCCUCACCACGCUCUUGUUUUGAAGGCUGAACUCGGCGGUCCGAGACCACAGUACGAAAAUGCAUUGGCGACAUCUACCGUGCUCCUAGUCAUGGACCACUGUCCGUGACCCAGAUUCAGUGGUGAUCCAACAGCCAUCUUUCAAGGAUGAUGAGGGUCUCGGAUCCACGGGCCACAGAAACGUCCAUGGGUGGUCGACCGACUUUGAAAGACUGGGGCAGCGACAUGGCUUCCCCCAGCUUUGAUGGACCGUCUGCUAGGGCCGCACACUUCAUCCCAUGUUUGUUGCCUUUACUGGAAGCCCCUUGGACCCAGAAUGGUUGACCUCCUGGAUGAUCUGGUACGUAAUCUCCGUAUAGGAGUUGAUGCUCUUUGUGUGGAUGGACAUCGGUAUUAAUAUGCGACCAUCCUGCGGCCUCAAACUCGACUUUUCUUCUCUUUCUUCUUCAGCCCAACAAGCCAUUUCUAAGCUGCCAGUUUCAGAAACUUUUGACCUCGGUCGUCCAUUCUUUCACCACUUUCGAUAUAUCAACAUAUUUUUGAGCUUAUAGCUUCAGCCUUUCAUUACCAACUUUCAACCAAUUCUUCAAGAUGCGUUACUCUACUGCCGCCGCUGCUCUCUUGGCCUCUGGUGCCAUGGCCACCGAGGUCUCCAAGGUCUACGAGACCAAGCGAGUUACCAUCACCUCUUGCGGUCCUGAGGUCACCAACUGCCCUGCUCGAUCUACUGUCACCAGCAACACCGUUUACCCUGUCCCUCCCCAGGUCACCUCUGCCGAGCAGGGCAGCGAGACCACCGAGGAGGUCCCUGAGGUUCCCGAGACUACCGAGGCUCCUGAGCUUCCCUUGACCACCUCUACCAUCUACUCUACCAACAUCAGGACUAUCACCUCUUGCGGUCCCGAGGUUCCUGACUGCCCCGCCCGAUCUGGUACUCCCGUCGUUGUCACCGAGACCAUUGCUGUCUCCACCACCAUCUGCCCUGUUGAGCCUACCGGUGGUAGCGAGAAGCCUGGAAAGCCCGAGAAGCCCGAGCAACCUGGAAAGCCCGAGCAGCCCGGCAAGCCUGAGAAGCCUAGCCAGCCCGGUUACGAGCAGCCUCCCGCUCCUCCUGCUGAGACCAAGCCCGUUGAGACUCAGCCCGGCUACGAGCAGCCUCCUGCCCCUCCCGCUGAGACCAAGCCCGGCUAUGAGCAGCCUCCCGCUCCUCCUGCCGAGACCAAGCCUGCUCAGCCUGAGCACCCCGGCAAGCCUGGCAAGCCCGUUGUCCCCGGACAGCCCCAGAACCCCGGUAACGGCACCGUCCCUCACCCUCCCGUCUACCCCAACCCUCCCGCUACUCAGAGUGGUGAGAAGCCCGUUGUUCCUCCCACUCCUGUCCCCGUCCCCAGCAACCCCGGCAACCCUGAGCAGUGCGUUCCCUCUCAGUCUGUGACUGCUAUCACCAAGGAGUACACCACUGUCCUCACCAGCGUUGAGUACUCUACCAUCCAGGUUCCUUGCCCUACUGGCACCACUCCCGGCAACCCUGGUAACCCCGGCCAGCCUGGCCAGCCUGAGGCUCCUACCGGACCUGCUGUCCCCCCUCCUGCCAGCACCCCCAUUGGCGGUGGUAACCAGACCGUUCCUACUCCUCCUGCCGUUACUGCUGGCGCUGCUACCUUCGCCGGCUCUGCUUUCUUCGCUGCCGUCGCUGGUCUCGCCGCUUUCAUCCUGGUCUAAAACUAUUCCCCUUUCUCUUAGCAUCUGUUGAAGCCUGCAGGCUAUGGCAACUUAUGAACUCUUUUGUGUUUAAUGGUCUUGCUGGAAUGUACAGUACUCGAGUAGACUUUUGAAUACAUUGCUAUUUUGGCUUACUUCUAUGUACUUAUAUAUAUCUGAUCCGCAGUCUGGGAUAUGCGAUUGGAACUUAUUUGCUAUUGUUUAAUUCUGACAUGAUAUCCC
Molecule: messenger RNA, 2422 nt
Organism: Fusarium odoratissimum NRRL 54006
Lineage: Eukaryota; Fungi; Ascomycota; Sordariomycetes; Hypocreales; Nectriaceae
Exons: 2
Coding region: 1070-2200 (376 amino acids)
Source: RefSeq, a predicted model, not a curated record